Messenger RNA from Linum trigynum, 2013 nucleotides. The record is from the annotation of a GenBank genome assembly. Lineage: Eukaryota; Viridiplantae; Streptophyta; Magnoliopsida; Malpighiales; Linaceae.
AUCUAUAAGCAGAAUAUCAUUAUAAGGCAGCAACCGAAGCUCAAUAUCACAAAAACUCAAAUGUUCUUCUAACUUUUUGUAGGACAGUAAAUCAAGAAAUUUAUCUCACCUCAGCCUGACGACCAGCAUGAAGUCUAACACCAGUGGCAUCAUACAUAACCUGCAAAACCAUUGAUCAAAAUAAGUACAGGAAGCUUGGACCCAAAUACCAUCCUAGACACAACUAAACAAAUGGAUAAGCCUGAACCCUCAAUCACUGAAAGACCCACAAUGCCAACUUAAUGUCUAUAACUACAAAUAAUCACUAGUCAGGGAGGAAAAAAUCUAAGAUUUAAACAAGGCAACAAAAGUAACACUGGAAACUAUGAUCUAACUGAGACCUUUGCCUGCAAUGCAAUGUCGAUCAUGAGAUCUCAUUCUACUGCAUUGUAGUCUAUUAGCUUAAGGAUGAAAAUGCCAUCCAGUAACAUAAUAAGCACCCUAUUUUAUACUACGAAAUCUCAUCCGACAACAAAAGUCAUCAACUUCAAUGUGAUCGGCCAUUACAACUUCGAAGAAUGAAGAAAACCUGGAUAAGGAGUACAUACAACACAAGCCAAAACCAGUGCAACAGCAAAAGUUGGGGCCCCAGUUCCUUCCUCCAGUGCAAUAGCCACGGCCAGCGCUGUCACCGUUGCUGAAUGUGAGGAGGGCAUCCCACCUGACCCAAGCAUCCUUCUAGAAUCCCAUCUUCUCUCCUUGAACCUUCAUUAUUUUUUGGUGCAGAAGAGGAUUAAUCUCACACAUUCAGAUUGUAGACAGCUUAGACGCUAAUGCAACAGUUGUUUAUCUCUAAUAACCAUAGAUAUCUCAAAUGACUUGAUACACAAAAUGGUUUCUUCAAAUCCAUUGCAUCAUCCAAUAUCAUCAACAAGCAGAAGGAAGGCAGUGAAACAGUUUUCUACUGUUUUUUCCUAAAAAACGCCAACCCUGACUCCUAGCAAAGAAAGAUUCCACGCUCUCAUUCGUUAUGUAUAUGUAUAGGAGCUAAAACCCACCACCACCAGCCCCAUAAUCCAUCGACCAAUUCUAAGAACUCGUAGCAUUCUGUAGUCCACUAUCCACCUCUUGCUCUCAUCUAGACACUCCCAAUUCCAAUUCACGCGACUAAUCAAAACCAUAACUUUGUACAUGAACAAAGAAGAAGUAAAAGAAAGGGACUUUUCCAAAUUUCACUUAGAAGCUGAAAUAUACAAAUUGGAAUGGCAAAUCCUAUGGAAUACGAAUAGUACCGGAACAAAAGAAGAGAAAGGAGGACAGGGAGUAGUACCAGACGGUGAAGGGCUUGAGAAACUGGGCGAUAGCUAGUGCGAGGAAGGCGGAGAUGAGAGGAACGUUGAAAGGGAUAAUGGAGGGCUGCGAUGUGGCUGAUCGGAAUCUGGCCGAUGCAUCAGCCGCCGUGAUGACUUCGUUCAUUGCAGAGCGACGACGAGGGAAGAGAUCGGGGGCCGAGGGAGCGAAGGAGAAGACUUUAGCGCAAGGUAACAGAAGGGUUUUAAUUGGUAGGGAGGAAUCGCAUCAGGGUUGGGCCAAAGGGCUUCCGGUGGUGGGAAUUCCGAUUCCGGUGACCUCUGUGUCUCCCACUCUCUUGAUUACAGUCGUCCCAACCACGACGACACGGACGCUCCAACGGCAGUAACGUCGUCUCUCCUACCAAUGAGAAUGAGAUGAACAAUUGACCAUCGAAUAUGGAUAGUUUUUUCCUCCUUGUUUCUUAUUCGACAGGGAGACGGCAACUUUCUACCUCCGUCAAUUUAUUUCUUCUGUAAACAACGAGGAAUACGAUUUCUACCUGCUUGCUUUCAUCAGUCAUCACCCUUAGAUGACCAUGUCAACACCUCGGGCUGGAAAAACUUUUUCGAAAUGGAUUUGAGGUUAUUAACAAAGAGAUGUGAAGAUUUGUUAAGGAUCGUGAAUUGUGAAAUUAGCUGAUGUCAAAAUGCAGUAUGUUAGCAUUAAAAAUAUUUGUGUUUU